This is a messenger RNA of Gongylonema pulchrum, 450 nucleotides long. The record is from the annotation of a GenBank genome assembly. Lineage: Eukaryota; Metazoa; Nematoda; Chromadorea; Rhabditida; Gongylonematidae.
AUGACAGAUAUUCGGACUGUACACCAUUAUAUUCCAUUCAACAAACGUAUUGGUAAACCACUGCAACUUCCUGUGCAAACGCUCGAACAAUUCGCUGAAUGCAAUUUUAAGGGUCACAUAUUGGAAGUACGUCGCGAGCCGAUCGCUAGCCCGUUCCUGCACAAGGAUACUGAGGAUGAGUAUUCAAAAUCACUAGAAAUGUUCGCGAUGAUUCUGCGCUAUAUGAAUGACACGCAGCUGAAUUGCGAACAGCUGGCAAUUCUUGGAAAAGCGAUCAUUCAGAUGGCUCUGGACAGCGUGGAUCAGCGCGACGAGCUACUGGUGCAGCUUUGUGCCCAAACGUAUCGUAAUCGCGUAAAAAACAAUGCCGAUAAAGCAUGGACACUGCUCCUCGGUGCAGUGAACUGCUUUGCACCGUCGCCUCAGCUAGUUCCAGCGCUUAUCAGGUGA